AUGGGCUCUUGGGAUAGCUAUUGUGCCAUAUGUGGUGGACCGUUUGAUAGAUUGACUGUGGCGCAAAAGCCACGCAGCGAGCGAUUCCUUCGCCGUCACGGUCUUAGCCAAUCGCAGUCGUCCAGCUCAGCGCAAGCAAAUCACUCUACGGAAGACGGCAAUGAAGAUACAACAGCCGAGACAAGCGAUGAUGAGGCGGCUGGUGAAGCACCCCUUGGAACGAUGACACAGGAGGAUGCGAGGGAAGAUGGCUCAUACGACUGCGAUGUUGUAACCUCAAGAGAGGUUGCCUGGGUGAGAGAUCUUCACAUCUUAAUGACCAAUGAGAAUCUAGACACAGGAGAAAGGGUUGCCUGUGUUUCAGGCGUCGGCGAAUUCCACGAUAACACCCAGGCCAGCGUCGAUGACGGCGACGACCCCAACUGGGACCCAGAGGCUGAGAUAGUCCUCUAUGACGGUAGCUUUCCGUUCCACUGGCCCUGUUAUGAGAUUCUCGGCACGGUUCUCGAGGGCAAAGCUGGAAUCGCUGGCUUGAACAAAUUGAAUCUCUAUAACACUAUGUUGCAUGCCAGCGGUGUGUGUUGUAGUCGCCUAGAAAGUCUCGAUUACGGCGACCCUGGCCCACAUAAUGAACAGUGGUGGGCAUAUGAACCGGGGACAGAAUUUCUCGUCGUUCAUCCAACGAUUUCACUGGAGAAAACUACUGCAUUGAUACGAGAGCGAUGGAUGAGGAGUACUCAAGUGGUGAGUCCUUCUGAUCGCGUGCGUCGCAUCAGUGCAGAUAGUUUUCAGAAACUCCCGCUGGAGUUGUUGCUCAAGACAUGCAACAUGUUGGGUCCCCAAUCUCUAUACCAACUGGCCUUGGCAUCACCGACCGUCGAUGCUUUGUUGGGAGACAAGCCGUUCUGGGGACAGUAUCUCUCAAUUCAUAUGCCCUGGAGCUAUGAGCUACUGUCAUUACUCGAUGACGAGUCGCAAACCUCUUUCCAGAAUGCAGACUUCAAGUCUCUCGUCCGGUGGGUGGACCAAGAGUCGACCCCACGACAUUGGAUGCGCGGUCCAUUUAUGAGCAUUGCCAAUCGUCGACGCAUAUGGCACGUCUGCGAACAGUUGAAGCCAGUCUAUUCGGGCCGUGAUGCACGAUUUCCGUUGACGGUAUUCCAGAAAAGACGAGUUAAUCUGAGAAGGGCGCGAAUGGGCAUGCCUCUUCUGCCAUGA
Molecule: messenger RNA, 1218 nt
Organism: Trichoderma gamsii
Lineage: Eukaryota; Fungi; Ascomycota; Sordariomycetes; Hypocreales; Hypocreaceae
Exons: 2
Coding region: 1-1218 (405 amino acids)
Molecular function (GO): protein binding
Source: RefSeq, a predicted model, not a curated record